Molecule: messenger RNA, 2886 nt
Organism: Fundulus heteroclitus (mummichog)
Lineage: Eukaryota; Metazoa; Chordata; Actinopteri; Cyprinodontiformes; Fundulidae
Gene: malt1
Product: MALT paracaspase 1
Exons: 17
Coding region: 126-2618 (830 amino acids)
Biological process (GO): proteolysis
Molecular function (GO): cysteine-type endopeptidase activity
Source: RefSeq, a predicted model, not a curated record
AAGUUAAAUGUUUCUAUGCGAGUGUGUGUGUGUUUUUUUUUUUUUUUUCAACCUUUCUGCCUCGAUGUGACUUCUUGUGGCGGUUAAAACUUGCGUGGAGAGGCCGGUAAUUUGCUGGAGGCAGCAUGUCGGACUCUCUGGAGAGAUCUACGAGGACCAACAUGCUGAAAGAGUCGGUGGUGAAGAAACUCGGCGAGGUGUUGGAUAAAUCCGUCGAUAAAGGAUGGCGAAAACUUGGAGAAAUCGUGGCCAGUGACAGGCGAUUCAAAGUCAGCUCGGACGACAUGGAGAUGUGUUCUCUCAAGGUGCUGGACAAGGAAGGCAGCCCGAGCCUGAUGCUGCUGAGGCUGAUGGGAGAGCGAGGCUGCACCACGGGUCAUCUGAUCGACUACCUCCAAACUCUGGGCAACUUGGAGGCCCUGCAGUGCCUGAAAACGCCACCUUUGCAGUUUGUCAUUCAGCCCCAGUCUGUGGCUGUGAUAUGCGGCCACAAUCUGCGCCUCAGCUGCCACGCCAUGGGAAAAUCUACAGUCCAGUAUCAGUGGUUCAAACUAAGAGAAGAGGUACCGAACAGUUCAUCUCCAGAGCUUCUGAUAAGUCCCGUCCAGCUGAAGGAUGCCGGCUUUUACAUCUGCAGGGUCAACAGUGGCGAUGCUUGUGAAUUCAGCCAGUGGGCUCAGGUGGAUGUCCUAAAUGUCACCACGUCUUAUGUCCCGGGACAGAGUUAUCAGUCCAUAGAUGGACGGCUGAAGUUGGCAAUCCAGCCUCAGUCCCAGCGGCUGCAUGUUGGGGAAACCCUGCAGCUGGAGUGUGGUGCCGUUGGACGGCCGAUCCCUCGAUACCAGUGGCACAGAAACGGAGCCCCGAUCCCAAACGCCACAAAAAGAAAACUAAUGAUCCCCCAAGUGAUGCAGGAUCAUCAGGGCAGAUAUCGCUGCGAGAUCAGCAGCAGCACGGAAAGAAUGUGGAGCAAUGAGGUUAAUGUUGUGAUAGCACCAAGGAUAUCUGUCCAGAUUUCAGGGGCAAUGGAGUGCUCUGAAGAUGACAUUUAUGCCAUCGGGGGAGGUUCCUGUGAACUUUUCCUUAAUAGUUUGCCUGAACAACUUUAUGCGACUGACAAAGUGGCCCUGCUGAUCGGUAACCUGUCCUACAAGAACCACCCGCAGCUCAAGGCCCCCAUGGUGGAUGUGUACGACCUAACCAACCUCCUGCGGCAGCUGAACUUCAAAGUGGUUUCCCUGCUGGACCUGACGGAGUCGGAGAUGAGGAACGCCGUGGACGAGUUCCUGCUGCUGCUUCACAAGGGAGUUUACGGUCUUCUGUACUACGCUGGGCACGGAUACGAGAACUACGGAAACAGCUUCAUGGUGCCGGUGGACGCGCCGAACCCGUACCAUUCAGCCAACUGUUUGUGUGUGCAGAGCAUCCUGAAGCUGAUGCAGGAGAAGGAGACGGGCCUUAAUGUUUUUCUGCUAGACAUGUGCAGGAAAAGGAAUAUUCAUGAUGAAAGCACUCCGAACAUCGUCCUGAGAGUCACGGCCAACAUUGUAUUUGGAUAUGCGACGUGCCAGGACGCGGAGGCCUUUGAGCUGAGCUCCACGGGCUUCAUCAACGGUGUCUUCGUUAAAUUUUUAAAGAAGCGGCUGCUGGAUGACGAGAAGAUCACGGUGGUGCUCGAUAGAGUGGCAGAAGACAUGGGGCAGUUUGAUGCGACGAAGGGUAAGCAGGCUCUGGAGAUCCGCAGCAGCCUAUCAGAGAGGAGGGCGCUGACGGAUCCUAUUCUGCCCGGCGACAACGCCGACCUCGUUCACGCCCACAGCCGCCAGUGGGCAAAGGCUCACGAGCUUCCUGAAAGCAUGUGCCUGGACUUUGACGGCGGGGCUCAGAUCAAGCUGGGCUUCGCUGCAGAGUUUUCCAACGUGCUCGUCAUUUACACCCACAUCAUGAAGAAGCCUGAGGACAUGUCCUUCUGCCAGGCGCACGUCACGGACUUCUCUCUGGACCUCGAUGUCGAUCCGAAGGAAAUGAACAGAGAGACUCCAGAGGAGACGGGCAUCUACCUGCUGUCCAGCAGCCUGCCGCAGCACUGCCUCUACACCAGACUCAGCUCGCUUCAGAAGCUCAGGGAGGACCUGGUUUUCACCGUGCGCCUUCAGGGGACGUUCGCGGCCAUGGAGGACGACCCUCCCAUAAUCUGGAACAAAAGCGUCAACAUCGGAAAGCCGCUGAUCGCCCGGCUGGACCUCCACCGGGCCGUGCGGCGGAACAGCUGCCUGCAGACCUGCAUGAUCCCCCACAGCCCGUCCCAGAGCCCCUGUCACAGCCCGGGGCCCGAGCUCCACCAUCACCUCCACCACGGGUCGCACCACGCCCAGGACUACAACCGCCUCUCCCUGCAGCAUUGCUACCUGGACCUCAGCGAGCACGCUCAGGGGGCAGUGGGAGGCUGCGGCAUCUCCUGUUACGACCAUCUCAGCCAAUGCGGCCUUGAGGGGACCUACGAGUCCGACGGACACCUGAGCUCUCCAGGUAAACUCAGCAUCCCAAUAGAGGCGACGGACGACAUCAACGAGCUGCAGACCGUGUUUAUCAACAGCCUGCACCUUCAGCCACAGUGAAACAGAGGCUUUAACUGUCUCGAAGAACGGAUUUUCUUUUCUUCUGCUGCUGUUUUAAAUUACGUUUUUUUGGAUCCUUGAAUUUCUCAGCAAUAUUUGUUUUCAAAAAGCUGUAUUUAGACGUUGUACCUCAAGGUUAUAUUUUGAAAUAUAUUUUUAGAUAAAUGUAUUUUAGGAGAUUUUAAUGGUUGGAUGUAGUUUGUUUUGGCUGUGUAUUUGAUUGGCUUAUUAUAUUAGAAGAAUAAAGUAUAUUCUAGUUUUUCCUACA